Messenger RNA from Periconia digitata, 2092 nucleotides. The record is from the annotation of a GenBank genome assembly. NCBI's taxonomy places the organism in Eukaryota, Fungi, Ascomycota, Dothideomycetes, Pleosporales, Periconiaceae.
CGAUUCAGAAAACGUAAUUGAUAUUCCCAUCAAAAAGCCUCGGCGACUCUUUCUGCACUUCAACCCAGUUCUAAGUGUGCAUGCCCACUCAUAUAUUGUAUUCCGAAUAUUCGUAACCCGGAUGUUCUCACUCCUACAGAGUCGCAAUGUGGCCGCGGGCAGCGAUGCUUCCGCCAAAAUGUUUUCCGAUCAGGAUAUUCACGAUAUAUUCGAAUCUCUUCCACCUUUGGAAUCCAGAAAGAGCGGCACGGCCAAUUUUUUACCGGAUCUGAUUCUUACAAACAGCGGCGGAGGCUUUGUAACCGCUACGCAUCUUCUUCAAAGCUUCGAGGAUAUAAUAUCCAAAGAAAAGAACAGGGUAUCUUUCUCGGCACUAGCCUCGCAGCUGGAUGUAGACCAAGAUGUAAUUCUGCAUCUUGUGCAGGCAUGUCCUCAGCUGGCCUUGCUCAGCGAGAAUCAGUCGAUGGUGAUUGCCGCUGAAGAACGCCAAUCCAUGGUUAGAGACCUUUGCAGCACAUUGAACCAUCAGAUAGUCGACAAAAACUUAUUCUCAAAAGACCACAAUGUAUCGCAGUCAAGCAUGGACACCUUGAUUCGCUCAGGCGACUUAGGUGAACGUGUUCAUGAGAUAGAUGGUCACCUCGUUAGUGAGACAUAUCAACAAGAUUUGACCACAGAAAUAAGAGAGAAAAUCAAGUCUUCAUUGAUGACACUCGAACCGUUAACUAUCUCUUCUUCCUGUCUAAUCGGAGCCCCGCCAAUGACAUUCACGCGCGGGACUUUCUACCAAUUACUUGAAACCGAGGCAUUGACUUCACAAAUCAUUGUCACGGAAGAGGCAAAUUCAAUCCGAUUUAUGUCCAGACAGUUGAUCGUGGAAGAUAGCCAAAAAAUCAUCUCCGAACUGGAAACUGGAACAUUGCGUUACAUUGACAAACGAGAGUUUGCCAGCCGCUUCGAUGCACUCUAUACGUCGUCAUACGAAGUCGAUGAGUUGUUUGCAGCCUCUCCGGUUGCAUUCAACGAUGAUCACUAUGCCAUCUCACAACCGUACAUAUCAGAUAGAGUGGCCCUGGAUCUGACGUCCCUCGAAGAGAACAGCGGCUAUCUCAACAUCCAUUCGGACUGGUUCCAAUCUGAGUUACCACAACUUACAACGGAUAAAAUUGCGAGCAGCUUAACGGAGCGGCUCAUGAGUUUGUCAAGUCCUUUCCCGGACAACCUUCGCCACGUAGGGAGUAUAUUGUUCACGUCCUCUUCCUAUGAUGAAAGUGUGAAGGAAUUAUUCAAUUCAACCGAAUCGCUAGCAAAGGAACAAGCUUCUAGAGACGUUCCAAUCAAGGAAAUGAAAUUCCACAUGAAAGACAUUCUCCACGCCAUACCCGCACUAGCACGCGAUGUAAUCGUGUUAUCAAAGGAUGAGAAACUCGAGAGAUCUUUAAAUGACCAUUUCUGGGCCACGAUAUCUCACGUAGAAUCGCAGAACGAGUCUGAAUUUGCCGCAUUCUGGACCAAGCGAGUUGUAUCCCGGCAAACAAACCACUACGAAGCGCUCGAAAGCAUCGAGGACCAAAAGCUUCGCGACCAACUCACCGAAUUACUGUCGUCCUACAUCCGAAAAGAACUUGUACCAGACACUCUAUCAAAAGCCCGAUCGCAAGGGCUUAUGCGCAGCAACAAGACCACCAAGAAUGCUCAGAGGCUAGAGAGCAGCCUUCUGUCAGGCAAGAAAGACCUGACCGAUGUCUUGUCGGCGGUGGAGAGAUUCGAAAAGAAGCAGGAGAUUUCCGGGCUUGAUACGACUUCAAAGGCAGAAGCCAAGAGUACCAUGGUUGCUGACAUGGUAAGGAGAAUACAGAAGCCAAAGAACGACGGACCGUUGCUGUUUCUCACUCUUGUUGUGAUCUUGACCGCGAGAUACCAUCCGGGAGUUGUGUACGCUACUGGGAAAUUCGCACCCAAAUUGCUCAAGCAGCUGAAAGUCAAUUUAAGCGCGGAAGAUUACGAGAAUCUCGAGAAAUGGAAGGAAAUGGCAAAAUCAGGUACUCUGGGCUCAGAGGAGCAGAAGCUUAUGGCUCAUAUGGUUGAGUAA